Messenger RNA from Closterium sp. Naga37s-1, 903 nucleotides. NCBI's taxonomy places the organism in Eukaryota, Viridiplantae, Streptophyta, Zygnematophyceae, Desmidiales, Closteriaceae. The record is from the annotation of a GenBank genome assembly.
AUGCUCCUGGCUAUCUGCUAUCGGAUGGUCUGGGUUCCCUUCCUCCUUUCUCCCCUCUCUCUCCAGUCAGGGUCUCGCCUCUCUCCGCUUCUCCCUCUUUCCCAUCGCUAUCCGCAGGGCCUGCUAUACAUGGAUCAUGAAGCGAGCGGGGGGAGGGGGAGCGGCGAGGGGGUGUUUUAUGAGAGCACGGGGGAGUAUGGGCGGAUCCGUCCCUCCAGCUGUUCCUGUUCCCCUUCUCCCCUUGCCCCUAUCCUCCUUUGCCAUGCACCCCCUCUUUCUUCCCGGGUGCAGUCGACAGUGAGGGAGGUGGAUGUGGCCUCUGGUGAGGUGCUCAACAGCGUGCCUCAGAGUGAUGACGUUUUUGGCGAGGGCCUUGCACUGCAUGACAACAGGCUGUACCAGCUGGCAUGGCGGGUGUGGAAAGGCCUGGUGUACGACCGAGACACACUACAACCACGGGGUGAGUAUGAUGGUGGGGGAGGGGGGGAUAAGGGAGGGAGGGGGAGAGGGAGGACGCAGCUGUGGAAAGGGGGGGAGAGUGGGGUGUUAAGGGGUUGGUUCUUUCGCAUUCCCCGACAUCCCUCCUCCAUUGUUCACUUCUCGCUGCUUCCAGGCAGCUUCCAGCACGGCAUGGCGGACGGGUGGGGCCUAUCUGUGCUCAACGAGUCAAUCAUGGUCGGCACAGACGGCUCAUCCACGCUCUUCCACCUCGACUCCUCAUCCUUGAAAGCCAAAGCACGGGUGACAGUGAAGGAUGGCAAGAGGAGCAUCCCGAAUCUGAACGAGCUGGAGGUGGUGGGGGGGCUCGUGUGGGCCAACGUGUGGCUCUCCACCUGCCUCGCCGCCAUCCACCCUGACACCGGCCGAGUGCUCGCAUGGCUGGACCUCUCUUCCCUGCAGUGA